UUCAGUAUACCAAGUCCAACGCUAGGCAUAAGAUUCUAGUUUCUACCUGCCAAAUUAAAAUCAGCAAUUUGCAUCGUGUUUCUAUUAUUCUUUUGAGUAAUAUAUACUACAUAAUUUAUCCAAAUGGCGAAUAUUGCUGCAAAACGUAUAAAAAGAGAAUUCAAAGAAGUCAUGAAGAGUGAAGAGGUAGCAGGUGGUGCAAUUAAACUGGAACUGGUUAACGACAGUUGGACAGAGCUUCAAGGCGAGAUCGCAGGUCCAUCGGACACGCCGUACGAGGGAGGGACCUUCGUCUUAGAGAUCAAAGUACCGGAGACGUAUCCAUUCAAUCCGCCAAAGAUCCGUUUCGUUACGAAGAUCUGGCAUCCGAAUGUGUCUUCGGUGACGGGCGCUAUAUGCUUGGACAUCUUGAAGGAUCAGUGGGCGGCGGCGCUGACGCUGCGGACGGUACUGUUGUCUUUGCAGGCUCUGCUCUCGGCAGCGGAACCGAACGACCCACAAGACGCUGUAGUGGCCAAGCAAUACAAAGAGAACCCUCAGUUGUUCCACAUGACCGCUAGACAUUGGACGAAUGUGUACGCCGGCGGACCAGCCAGUAUCGUGGAGUUCAACCAGAAGGUUCAGCGUCUGUUGGACAUGGGAGUAGACGAACACGACGCCCGCGUCGCUCUCUCCACGUACGACUGGGAGCUGGAGCGCGCCACCGAGCAACUCUUCAGCUAGUUUAAUCUUAUUGUAUUUAAAACUACCCUCUUAAGAAGUAGUUUCUACCCGCAAAUAUCUACCCAAUAGUUAUAUAUUAGCUGUACCGAAACCAUAUUUUGUCUGUUUUCUUUUUUUUAUUUUAAUUAGGUGAUUUAUUAAUAUCUCUAAUGAUGAAAACCGUCGAAUAUAAGUUUCUGCCAGCCAUGAUAAUUGCAAUCUCUCUUCGAUUUUAAUCCUGCAGAUCGAGUACCUAUAGACACAUUUGUAAACAGGAAAUCGUUCUCGCAAACUGCCACGUGGUGAAUGAAAAGUGUUGCUUGAUAGUAUACGGUGGAUACGUUAACAUUAAAAAUAAUUUUUAUAAAAUGCAAUAAUUGUUAAUUGUUUUCAGGGGACAUUUAUUUCAUAAAAUGUUAUUGAGUAGGACGAUCGGCUGUUGGACAACAUUAUCUGUGUUAUAAAUAAUAAAGUUCCAUUGAUUCCGUCAGUCUUAUGUUAUGCAUAAACAAUGCGUAGCUUAGGUUAAGUUAUCCUAACCUUAUUUAUGGUUGCUAAAUAUAAAUUGCCCUAAAAGUGAGAAUAAUUUAAAGGUUUAGUUCUUCGUCGGCGUAAAAUUGUAAGUUUAUGUUUUAGUGUAAGGAUUUGUGGGAUGAAGUUUGGAAUAUAACGAAUGUUCUACAAAAGUGCCUGAUUCCAGUCACCUGACCUCAAGGCCGUCUGUAACUUUCAAAGUGCUCUCCAUUGAGAUCGCUCUUCAUGAGUUCUAUUGUGAUAUCGCGCACGUCACCUGCCCUGUAUCAUAAACCUUUCAUAGUCCAGCUGACUUAGUCAACGAAAAAACUAACUUAACAGAACGCAUACUAACAGAAUACCAUACAAUUAUAUACAUAGUAUAUAUUGCAACAGGCUUCCUAUGUAACGUACCGGCAUAGCGUCCCAGCGGUUGACUUCAGAACAUCUUUAACAAUCAGUGUGAUAAAUGAAAUUUAAAUUAGAAUUAAUCAGGUGCUUUUGAUGUAAGUGGUAGGCGAUGAUAGAAUAUUUUAAUUAAGUUGAUAACAAACAAAUACAACAAUAAAAUAAUAAUAUGUCGGCGUCAAUGAUAAAAAUGUAUUGAUUAAAAUAAAAUCGAUUACCACUCGAUUGAUUUGUAAACCUCGGCGUUUAUUUUUCGAAAGAAGUCAAUUGAUUUAUGAAUUAAAAAAUUUUGCGUUAAUGAUUAAAAUGUGUUAUUCGAAAUAAAUACAUAAUUAGUCGAUUGAUUUGUAAAUAAAAACAAAUUAAUAUCAAAAUUACUUUUCAUUGUCAAUAAUAAUUUUAGUUUCAUUUAUAAGUAAAACGACUCGGACGUCACCAACCGAUUGGUUGGUGACGUUCGAGUGAUUAGUGAUUAGUGAAUCAGGUGAGUUGUGAAGAGAGGGGACGGCUUCCAUAUAAGCAAGACGAAUCGACGAUGAGCCAGUUCUCAUAGACCCCGCGGAGAUACAGACAUUCGCUGCCAAGCUAAGGGCCUCCGACGGCAAUCCUCAGGCUCGCUUGCUGGCAAUGUGCCAGCACGCGGGCAUGUUGAGUGCCGUGGGAGCGUUCAAAGCCAAUGGCAAUUAGUUGUUUAGAUUAGGCGUCCCAGACACCCCUCCUAGACCCUGACAAUAAACAUAUGACCGACAGUACAGACAUAAACGUCCUCAAGACACACAAAGACGAGGUCCCGUUUCUUACGCGUCGCUCCGGCGUUCUGCCGUCGGGGGGCGUCAUGCAAUCCCAUCUUCCGAUGCCAUCCUCCACUCCACUUCAACGACGUACUAAGCCGAGGUCCGGCCUCUUAGAGGCACCCUUGGGACGGGCGUAUAUCUCCGUCGGGCCCUUCGGGCCUGAAUUAAACUGGUAGGUUCCAUCGGGCCAUCCACCACUCCCGGUGGCACUGUAAAAGCCAAUAGGGUUAACAGCUACAGACAAGUCGAAAGUCGAAAAAAGAUGAGCCAGUCGUGGUUCGGCAGCCGUCCUGUUCACAACUCAUAAUUGUGGUCAACGGAUCCGCCUGAAUCACAUACCUAUUUUAAUGAUACUUAUUUAAUAAGUAUUAUAAAAUGGAGGAUAAUUCUUACAACCGUGAGACUUCAGAGCCACCUAGCUCGCCCAUACUUCAAUCGCGAGCCGACAAAUACAAAAGUUCAAGUUUUAGGAUUAAUUGUCGUCCAUAUAACUUAUGUGACAUAUCGUUUGGGUGUACUAAAAUGUACUUAAAUUAGAAAUUAUAAAUUCAAUAAUGUAUUUAAAGGCACCUUCUAGAACCGUCAGUAAUUUUCGGACCUUACCUAUAUAUAAGAACGAAUUAUUCGUAAAUAAACGACAAAUUUUGUUUCUAAUUAUGGUUGUGGUGUGCUAGUAACGUAUUUGUGUGGACGUUUCGGAUCACAAAUGAAACAUUUCCAGUGUAUCCAUAACAAAAACGUUAGCAACUGUUUGAUAUUUCCAGCAAAUGAUAAAAAAUUGAGAGAUUGAAUAUUUCCAAAAAAAGGUGCACGUUUUUUUUUUUUUUGUAAUUUGGUAGUAGGUCAAAGCUUAGUACUUUUCUGCAACAGUAAUUUAUUACUUGAGUAUAUGUUGUGGGACUAUUUUAUUUUUAUAUUUAGGUUAACUUCCGAAUAUUCAUUUAACAACUUAUAAUUUUUGAUUUUUGAGUUGCUGUAAAGAAUUCUUGUACGAUUAUAAAUAUUAAUAAAUAUUUAUGAAACACUUACAAA
Molecule: messenger RNA, 3449 nt
Organism: Danaus plexippus (monarch butterfly)
Lineage: Eukaryota; Metazoa; Arthropoda; Insecta; Lepidoptera; Nymphalidae
Gene: Ubc4
Product: ubiquitin-conjugating enzyme E2-22 kDa
Exons: 3
Coding region: 124-723 (199 amino acids)
Biological process (GO): proteasome-mediated ubiquitin-dependent protein catabolic process; protein polyubiquitination
Cellular component (GO): nucleus
Molecular function (GO): protein binding; ubiquitin conjugating enzyme activity
Source: RefSeq, a predicted model, not a curated record